GGUACACCCGGUUGCAACAUACCCUACCAGUUAUCUGCACCGCCCUCACAUUUUCCUGAUGGCUCCAUUCAACAGGAAGGUAAAGAAAAUGUCGGAAAAACAAGAGAUUGACGCUUUAGACAAGGCAGUAAUGCAAUAUGAAUAUGCAGGGCCAUCGAAAGCCUUUUUUGACUUACCUAUUUCUAACCCUACAAAACGAGGCCUUAAAAAGUCAUUUUUUGUUGAAAUGACAGAUAUUCAAGCACAGAGCAUUCCUGUUGCGUUGAAGGGAAGAGAUGUCUUAGGUGCUGCUCGCACAGGCAGCGGCAAAACUCUCGCUUUCUUGAUCCCCACGCUGGAAAUAUUAUAUCGCAAAAAAUGGGGCCCUCAAGAUGGGCUGGGAGCCCUUAUCAUAUCUCCUACCCGUGAACUAGCUGUUCAGAUCUUUGAGGUCCUUCGUUCUAUCGGCGGCAAUCAUAGUUUUUCUGCUGGAUUAGUGAUCGGUGGAAAAAACUUGAAGGAUGAGAGAGAUCGCUUGUCUCGUAUGAACAUCCUGGUCGCAACUCCAGGCCGACUUCUUCAGCACAUGGACCAAACAUUCGGGUUCGAGUCAGAUAAUCUGCAAGUUCUCGUUUUAGACGAAGCGGAUCGCAUACUCGAUAUGGGAUUCUCUCGUACCCUGUCCGCUCUCCUCUCUCACCUCCCAAAGUCACGGCAAACUCUACUUUUCUCAGCCACUCAGACAGAUUCAGUCAAGGACCUGGCUCGCCUCAGUCUCAAAGAUCCUGCCUCUAUCGGUGUACAAGAAACCAACAACGAAAGCGCCACCCCCAAAAGUCUAGAACAACACUACAUCGUGUGCGAGCUAGACAAAAAACUAGAUAUACUAUGGAGCUUCAUCAAAAGCCACCUGAAAGCCAAGAUUCUCGUGUUUAUUUCAAGCGGAAAGCAAGUGCGGUUUGUAUUUGAAACAUUUUGCAAGAUGCAUCCUGGUGUCCCGCUACUGCAUCUGCAUGGAAAGCAGAAGCAAACCACUCGGCUCGCGACCUACACGCGUUUCACGUCAUCAUCCCAUGCCAUCUUGUUUGCGACGGACAUAGCAGCGCGUGGACUGGAUUUUCCUUCUGUAGAUUGGGUCUUGCAAGUUGAUGCCCCUGAAGAUGCUGAUACGUAUAUCCACCGGGUCGGUAGAACGGCUCGAUACGAAAGCGCUGGAAAAGGAUUGCUGUUUUUAUUACCGAGUGAGGAAGAAGGCAUGAAGUCUGCGCUCGAGAAAAAGAAGAUCAAAAUUGAGAGCAUCAAAAUCAGGUCAAGUAAAACGCAAAGUAUUCAGAAUCAGCUGCAGAGGCUUGCAUUCCAGUCCCCAGAGAUCAAGUACCUUGGACAAAGGGCCUUUAUCUCGUAUGUUCGGUCCAUUCAUCUUCAAAAGGAUAAGUCCAUAUUCAAGAUCGAGGAACUUCCUGUUGAUCGUUUUGCGGAAUCACUCGGCUUACCUGGAGCACCCAAAAUCAAAUUCUUGAGCAGGGAGCUAGCGAAGAAGCAGAAAAACGCGUCUCGCACUGUGGCCAAGCUUCAAGCCGAGAUCAAGGCUGAGCAAUCAGAAUCUGAGCAAGAUUCGGAUGAAGACGGCGAAGAUGGCAACAGCGCGAGCGAGGUGUCAUCUGAGGUGGAAAGUGAAUCCGCUGACGUACCAGAGGGCAGUGAAGAGCCCGAACCAGAAAAAGAAGUUAAAGCUGUUGUUCGUACCAAGUACGACAGAAUGUUUCAACGAAAGAAUCAAAAUAUACUGUCGGAGCACUAUACGAAAAUCGUUGAUCACUCUUCACAUGCGAACGAUGACGACGACGAUUUCAUCACCCUCAAGCGUGCCAACCACGACUUGCCCGAUUCUGAACUCCCAGAGAUGGAAAACAUGUCUAAACGAAAGCUGAGGAUGAGCAAAUCAAAGCGUGCUAUCAUGCAGCGAAGCGAACUUGGUCACAAACUUAUAUUCGACGACGAAGGCAAUCCGCAUGAGCUAUAUGAAAUGGUGGAUCCAGCAGAAUUUUACAAGGGAGGGUUGGAAGGUGCUAAGGAAGCCGGCGCCCAGUUUGCUGAGAGUCAGCGCGGAAAGCUGAAAGAAGCCGACGUCACGGAUAAGAUGGAGGCGAAAGAGAAGAAGAAAGAAAAGAAACGAAAGAGAAAAGAGCGAGAAAGAGGCGUGGAUACGGAAGGUCAUGGCAGCUCGAACCCUGUUCUCGAGGCUUUCUCUGACGAUGAUGGUUAUGUUUCUCCUGAUUUUGAUUUACCGAGCGGGUCCGAAGAUGAGGUACCUCCUGCAAAGCGGAGAAAGGAUACCAAGUCACCAAGACGGAGUGACAAACCGCACACUAUCGAAGAGGACGAAGAGACGGUACUGGCGCUGUUACGCAAGUCAUAGAUAUUGUCAAUGCCACUGGGAUGUGUUUGACGACUGUAACUAUUGCGUGAUGGUUGUGCUGGUGAGCACAUGGCAGUAAAUGGUCUGUGCGGCCAUCUCUAUGGUCGAGCUUCGAAAUUGGAGGAGUAAAACCAUGAACAUUCAAUAAUUAUAAGUGAUUUCAAUCGGUUCAGUGUCUUGUUGAUACGAUCAGCGUUUGGGGGGUCGUUCUCACCACCACUCCUUUCUGUCUCGUAACGCUACUUGGGUUCGAUGUUGGGAAGCUUGUCGUUCUGGUUAAUAUUCAGCACUGGAUUGCAGUUUCAAUCAUCUAAA
Molecule: messenger RNA, 2713 nt
Organism: Serpula lacrymans var. lacrymans S7.9
Lineage: Eukaryota; Fungi; Basidiomycota; Agaricomycetes; Boletales; Serpulaceae
Exons: 8
Coding region: 59-2398 (779 amino acids)
Biological process (GO): rRNA processing
Cellular component (GO): nucleus
Molecular function (GO): nucleic acid binding; ATP binding
Source: RefSeq, a predicted model, not a curated record